GUAGGAUUCCAUCUUUUUCUCCGCCUUCACACUGACAGUCAGAGUCAAGCCUCCGCUCUGCUUCCGCCCUUCCAUUUCUCCCCGUACAGGAAAAUCAUAGACGGCCUCACCGGAAAAUGGCAGUUUCAGCAAACACCAAACGAAUGGUCUUUGACGUUGCCAUUUUCCUCGCAUCUCAAGCAGCUGUCUAUUACGCAGUCCGAUGGAUGCUAGAUGUCACCACAGGGAAAUCGACUGAAGUCAAAGCGAAGCAGUUGGAAGCCUUGAAGCGGUUAGGGCACAAAGAUUUGAAGUUGGACGAAUACGAGGCAACGGUCGCAAACGAAGUCAUCCAUCCAGACGACAUACCAAUUAGAUUCUCAGACAUUGGAGGCCUUGACUCCAUAAUAUCUUCCCUACAAGAAUCCAUCAUAUACCCCCUCCUCUACCCCACCCUCUUUUCCCAAUCAUCCACUCUCAUCGGAGCACCCAAAGGCGUGUUACUCUACGGACCUCCAGGUUGCGGAAAGACCAUGCUUGCAAAAGCCCUCGCUAAAGAAUCAGGAGCAACGUUUAUCAAUAUCGCAGCUUCGGUUCUUACAAACAAGUGGUUUGGUGAAUCAAACAAACUUGUUGCCGGGCUCUUCAGUCUGGCAAGAAAGACGCAGCCGUGUAUCAUCUUCAUUGAUGAGAUUGAUUCGUUUCUGAGGGAGAGGUCCUCGGGUGACCAUGAAGCGACAGCGAUGAUGAAAGCUGAGUUCAUGACUCUUUGGGAUGGCUUAACUUCCUCUGCGGACCGUAUACUCGUUCUCGGUGCCACUAAUCGGCCAAAGGAUAUCGACUCGGCCAUCUUUAGAAGACUACCCAAAAGAUUUGCAGUCCAAUUACCAGAUUACGAACAACGCCUAAAGAUCCUCUCUCUCAUGCUCAAAGACACCUCAUUAUCACCUGUCUUCCCCUUGGACAUGCUCGCUCAAAUAACCGACGGGCUUUCAGGUUCAGAUUUGAAAGAGCUCAGUCGAAAUGCAGCUAUGAUACCGGUGCGAGAGUACAUGCGAGCGAAUCUUUCGAAUGGGCAAGUGCUGAGUCAGGAACAACUUGCGAUCUUCAAACCCCGACCACUCAUCCUACAGGAUUUCCUAACGCAAGAAGGCGUCAGUCUACUGGCCGAGAAUAUCGUUCUGGCCAAGCAUAGAUUGGACAGGUCGUUGUUGGAUAUGGAUGAAGAGAGUAGUACUCUUGCGGAUACGACUCCUUUAGAGGAGGAGAUGAAAGCGGAUCCUGUUGAUUGAAUGAUGCUCUGUUUCGAUUCCAUCUCGAGGACAAUGGCUGUAUCGAUUUACGACUAAUUGAUAUCUGUCUUGUAGAACAUCAACAUAUCGCCCAGCUAAUAUCGUAGCCUAUCUAAACAAGGAUGUAUUUUUGUUGCAUGACAUUGGAAAAACACCACUCAUAUGAUGAUUACUGUAGUGUUGCUGGAUAUUUGAGAACAAUGGGAGA
This is a messenger RNA of Marasmius oreades (fairy-ring Marasmius), 1479 nucleotides long. RefSeq lists its product as uncharacterized. The coding region runs from base 117 to 1271 and encodes 384 amino acids. Gene Ontology annotation, molecular function: ATP hydrolysis activity; ATP binding. The transcript is spliced from 8 exons. The record is from RefSeq and is a predicted model, not a curated record. Gene Ontology annotation, cellular component: mitochondrial outer membrane. NCBI's taxonomy places the organism in Eukaryota, Fungi, Basidiomycota, Agaricomycetes, Agaricales, Marasmiaceae.